AUGUCGCAGUAUCCUCCACCGGUUCCCAGACUGAAAUCCAACGAGGUUGCUGCACGAGCGACUCAAAUUUGGUCUGUUGCGGAAGAUGAAACUCUGAUUGGGUUGUACUUGGAGAUCAGCGAGAAUGCUAUUAAAGCAUAUCAAAUGGCUCAUGCGGAGAAGCCGCAUAUACUUCCGCCAAGACCUAUGAAGAGUCUGACGUCGCACUGGAGAAGGUUGGCAGCAGACACACUACAGUGGAUAUCUUGCUAUGAUGAAGCGGGUAGACUUCCGGAGGGAGGGAGUGGUUACAACGAAGCUGACCGUAUAAAAAGUGCGUCGAAGCUUUUUCAUCUCGCCCAAGGUCGCAACUUCGGUUUUCCUCACGCGGUUGAAAUGCUUAAUAAAGAUCCAAAGUGGAGGCCAAAGCUGAGAUGGUCCUUGUCAAAGAAGGAAAGAAAAGUUGCUUGUGAUGUUGAGGAGCAAGGUAGUGCUGGAAGUGGGAAGAGGUCCAGUGAUGAUGGAAGGGAUGAAAUUCCUACGGAUGGUUUUUCAUCUGGAGGAAUAUAA
Messenger RNA from Chenopodium quinoa (quinoa), 549 nucleotides. RefSeq lists its product as uncharacterized. The record is from RefSeq and is a predicted model, not a curated record. The coding region runs from base 1 to 549 and encodes 182 amino acids. The transcript is spliced from 2 exons. NCBI's taxonomy places the organism in Eukaryota, Viridiplantae, Streptophyta, Magnoliopsida, Caryophyllales, Amaranthaceae.